Molecule: messenger RNA, 960 nt
Organism: Parnassius mnemosyne (clouded apollo)
Lineage: Eukaryota; Metazoa; Arthropoda; Insecta; Lepidoptera; Papilionidae
Source: the annotation of a GenBank genome assembly
AUGAAAGCUAGAUACCUUGUAUUUUUCUCCUAUAUAGGAACAAAGUUUAGGUCCGCCGAAAAGUUAUGGUUUAAGGGUGACAAAAAUUACCCUGACCCAGAAAGUAUACAGGGCUUAAUUGAAAUAGGUCUGUUAAAACUGAAAUCUAUAAAUUAUCCUAGCCUUUUUUUAUCUAGCCGUACAGAUGGAGGGGUACAUGCGAUAAAUACGAGUGCACAUUUUGAUUUAGAAAGAUGUGGCACAAGAAUAUAUGAACCAGAAAAUAUUGUAUAUGAAUUGAACAAAUUCUUACACAAGAAUGAGACAAGUAUUUAUAUAAAGAAAUGCUUGAGAGUCUCAGACAGUUUUAGUGCUAGAUUUAAUGCAGUUUCAAGGACAUAUUUGUACAGAUUAGCAGUAUUAAAAAGAGAUGUUACCCUUCCACAAACUGCUAUAAUUGCAUCCUAUAUACCUAUAGAAGAAUGGAAGAAGUGUCAUUUUAUGAGGAACUUGGGUUUUGAUAUAGACAGGUUUAAAGAAGGUGCCAACUAUUUUGUCGGCUACCACGACUUCACUACAUUUAAAAAAUUCGAUAAGUUGAAUGAGAAGAAACAUAACCGCAGAGUAAUACAAUCCAUCGAGGUUCGUCCUGGACGGCCAAUGGUCACGAGCUACACCAGUUCACAAGAUGGCGUGUUCGAUUAUUGGGAUAUUGAAAUCAAAGGGAAGGCCUUUGUUCAUAACCAAAUUCGUCGAAUGAUGGGUACGUUGAUAAGUGUUGCCGUGGGAAAAAUACCCCCAGAGGAAGUAAAAGUAAUGCUUCAAGUUCCAUCAAAACAUUCAUGGCAUAGCUUUAUACAAAACUGUCCCCCAGAUGGACUGUACCUUUGCAAUGUAGAAUACAAUCCUGAAGAUUUAGUCUAUAAUAACGAAAAAUCAUUACCUCAGGAAGAGGCGAUAGAAGAAAGUGACAGAGAUUAA